Molecule: messenger RNA, 2526 nt
Organism: Fonticula alba
Lineage: Eukaryota; Rotosphaerida; Fonticulaceae
Exons: 1
Coding region: 115-2502 (795 amino acids)
Source: RefSeq, a predicted model, not a curated record
CUCUCUCUCUCUCUCUCUCUGUCCGGUGCCUGCCUCCUUUCUCCUUUCCCUGCCUGCCCGUCCCCCCGGCCUUUUGAACGUGCCCCCCUCGGUCCUGGACGCGCAUCCCUGUCAAUGCUGACAUGCACCCGCGUGGCCUUUGGUCGCAUGUUGGUGGUAGGCAGCCGUGCCAUGUCAACGGGCCGGGUGCCCGGGCCAUCUGGCGAUCGGUGGUCCCAGCUGGCCGGGCGUCGCCGGCCGGAGCCCGACCAGGGCGCUGCCGGUCGGCGGGACGGCGAAGACCAGCGACGCCGUCGGAGCGUGGCGGAUCGAUGUGGCGGGGAUGGGGCGGCCGAACGCCCGGGUAGCACUGCCGGCCGGGGGGAUGCCCCGGCCGACCGAGAGCCCCCUUCGGCGGGCGCGACUCCCCGCUCUUUGGACGAUGUUGCCGGCCAUCUGCCGGGUGUGACUCGGGGAGGGGGUCUGCCGGCCGACCGGCGGCCGGGCCCGCAUCCCGGCUCGGUAGCUGCUCCCAUCGCUGCCGGCGAGGCUCCGGCCGAUGGUCGGACCGGUCCUCGCGCCGGGCUCGCUGUGGCCAAUGCCGGGGCCACUUUGUCCACCCCUGACGGGCCUUCCCCCGGCAUGGGGGGGGCCGCCCGGCGGGCCGGGAGCCGGGAUGAGCCGCCGCGAGCGGUGGCCCCCGGGCGCGGGGAGCGUCUGUGCCGGGCCAUCGCCGAGGGCCGGGAGCCCCUGCCGCAGGGGUUCGACAGCGUGGCGGACUUCCGGCUGUUCCUGCGCCUGGCGGGGCUGUCACAGCCGGCGGUCGAGGUGGCCACCAUGGGCCGACUGCUGGGCAUGGAUCGCGCGUCGGUGCGCGUGCUAUUGGCGCGGUAUGGGCCGAGGUUUGCCAUCGGCCGGCCGGGGCGGCCGUCGGACCAGGCGCGGCCCGAGGUCCGGCCCGGGGACCCGGCAUUCGAGGACCUGGCGACGCUGGCGCAGCGGGAUCCGCCCAUUCCGAACCCGCUGCUGGGGCGGCUGGUGGGCUUGGACCGGGGGCAGGUGGCGGCCCUGCUGGAGCUGCACCUGCCGCAGGCCAUGGGCCGGGCCUCGGAGCCCGGGGGCCGGCUGAGCAUGGCCCGCCUACGGGCGCUGUGCACCGUGGCCCCGGCCCUGGCCCUGGACCACAUGGCGUUGCUGCUGUCGGCGCCUCGUCGCGAGGUGUCCCAGGCCCUGGCGGCCCACCUGCCGGAGUAUGUGGAUCUGGUGGUGCCGCGCGUGCGUGUGGAUCGGCUGCCCGGGCUGCGGGAGGUCCUGGUGACGGGGUCGGUGUCGCAGGCCGGGCCGAGCCCCCUGGUGCGGCUGGAGCAGACCACCUUCGACGCGCAUGGGCCGGCGCUGUACACCGAGCAGGUGACCCGCCUGUCGGGGAGGGACCUCGACUCGGAGGGUGUGGCCCGGCUGCAGGAGCUGCUGGCCGCCGAGCCGGGGCGGCUGACGGUGGCCCGGGCGGCGCAGGUGCUGCGGGUGCCGGCGCGCGUGGUGCGCCGGCAUUUGGCGCGGCUCCUGCCCGAGGCGGUGAUCCCGCACAAUGCGGAGCAGCCGAUCCGGCAGCUGACCCGGCCGGCGGAUUACGGGCGGCUGACCCUGGCCGAGUAUGCGCGCCGGUAUCUGCCAGCCGGGUCGCCGAUUCAUGGCGAGGCGAUCCCGGCGGGGCAGGGGGCCCUGUCGGCGCCGGCGGCCGACCAGCCCGACCACGGCCCGGAAGCGGGCCCGGGUGCCGAGGGCAAGCGGCGGCGGACGCGCGGGGGCCGGCGACCACAGCGGCCGGGGCCGCCGCCGGAGCCCGGGGACGUGUACCGGCCGGGGCUGCCGGAGGAGCUGCUGGCCCUGGCCCUGCGGCCGCCGCUGCUGCUGGCCGAGCUGGUGGACCACUUGGACGAGUCGGAGACCACCCUGCGGCAGCACCUGGGCCGGGGCGGCCUGGAGGGGCUGUGGCAGUAUGGGUUCCGGUUUUUGGAGCUGCCCCCGGCGAGCAUCCGACGGCUGCGGCGUCUGGCGGCGGAGGUCCACCCGACCAAGCCCCGGCGCAUGCGGUACACGGUCCGGGAGCUGGCCCGGGAGAUGGGCCUGCCGCCGGACCGGGUGUAUUCCAUGCUGCACCGGUAUUGCCCGGAGUACUUUUUCCUGGCGCAGCCCCCCUGGGCCGGGGCCGGGCCGGGGGGCAUGUUCGUGCCGGAGCGCAAGGUGCCGGCCCUGCUGGCGGCGGUGACCGGGCACGGCCGGCCGGUGCUGCUGCACCAGGUGGCCGCGGACCUGGGGUGCACCCUGCCGCAGGUGGUGAAUUCGCUGCGUGCCCGGCAGGGCGAUGCCUUCCGGGCGCCGAUGUAUGCGCACCAUCCGUGCGCGCAUGCGUUUGAAGUUUCGCGUGUGCUGGCUGCCAACCCGGGGAUUGGCAUGAAACAGGCCAGCGAGCUGGCGCAUACCACGCUGCAUCGGCUGCGCCAGUGUCAGCCGUACUUGUGAAGAUAUAGACCUGCCUGUGUGUGA